Talaromyces stipitatus ATCC 10500 is the source of this 1857-nucleotide messenger RNA. Its product is annotated as acid phosphatase AphA. Lineage: Eukaryota; Fungi; Ascomycota; Eurotiomycetes; Eurotiales; Trichocomaceae. The transcript is spliced from 4 exons. The coding region runs from base 1 to 1857 and encodes 618 amino acids. Gene Ontology annotation, molecular function: metal ion binding; acid phosphatase activity. The record is from RefSeq and is a predicted model, not a curated record.
AUGAAGACCACCGCUGCAUCCGUGCUCGCCGCUUUGUCGGCCACGACUUUUACUGCUGUUCACGCCGUCCCCGUCGUCGAUGAGGCCUAUCCUUACACUGGUCCUGCAGUCCCCGUCGGUGACUGGGUUGAUCCAAGCAUCAAUGGCAAUGGCAAAGGUUUCCCUCGUCUAGUCGAGGCUCCUGCUGUCCAGCCCAAGCACAAGAACCCCACUAACAACGUCAACGUCAUCUCCUUGGCUUUUCUGCCGAAGGGGAUCAACAUUCAUUACCAGACGCCGUUCGGAUUGGGAGAGGCCCCCAAGAUUAAAUACGGCACUGAUCCCAAGAAGUUGCAUCAGACCGCCUAUGGUUAUUCUCACACCUAUGACCGAACUCCUCCCUGCUCUGCUGUCGCCGCCGUCACUCAAUGCAGCCAGUUCUUUCACGAAGUCCAGCUCCAUGACUUGCUGCCCAGCACCAAGUACUACUACAAGAUCACUGCCGCCAAUGGCACAACCGAGUCCGAUGUGCUCAGCUUCACCACCUCUCGUCCAGCAGGUACCCCCGGCGAGUUCUCUCUUGCGGUCUUGAAUGACAUGGGUUACACCAACGCUGGCGGUACUUUCAAGCACUUGACCAAAGCUGUUGAUGACGGUGCUGUCUUUGCUUGGCACGGUGGUGAUUUGAGUUAUGCUGAUGAUUGGUACUCUGGCAUCCUACCCUGUGCGGAUGACUGGCCGGUGUGCUACAACGGAACCAGCACCGAGCUCCCAGGCGGUGGUCCCAUCCCUGAUGAGUACAAGACACCUCUGCCUGCUGGUGAGAUCCCCAAUCAGGGCGGUCCUCAAGGUGGUGACAUGAGCGUGCUGUACGAGUCCAACUGGGAUCUCUGGCAGCAAUGGCUCUUGAACGUCACUACCAAGGUUCCCUAUAUGACUGUUGUCGGAAACCAUGAAGCCGCCUGUGCCGAAUUCGAUGGUCCUGGUAACCCUCUGACCGCAUUGCUGAAUAGCAAUCAGACUAAUAGCACUGCUGCUAAGACGGCUCUGACGUACUACAGCUGCCCUCCUUCCCAGAGAAACUUCACUGCUUACCAACACCGCUUCUAUGGCCCUGGUAAAGAGACUGGUGGUGUUGGCAACUUCUGGUAUUCCUUUGACUACGGUCUAGCCCACUUCAUCACCCUCGACGGUGAAACCGAUUUUGCUUAUAGCCCCGAAUGGCCCUUCGUUCGCGAUCUUAAAGGCAACGAGACUCACCCUAAGGCAAACGAGACUUACAUCACCGAUGGCGGUCCAUUUGGUCGUAUUGAUGGUGGCAACUACAAAGAUAACAAGGCUUAUGAGCAGUACCAGUGGCUCAAGGCUGACCUGGAGAAGGUUGACCGUUCCCUGACUCCGUGGGUUUUCGUCAUGUCUCACCGUCCCAUGUACUCUUCUGCAUUUUCGUCUUACAUGACCAAUGUCAAGAACGCUUUCCAAGAACUGUUGCUGGAGCAUGGCGUCGAUGCUUAUCUUUCUGGUCACAUCCACUGGUACGAACGUUUGUUCCCUCUCACCGCAGACGGCAAGGUGCUACAGUCUGCCAUUGUCAACAACAACACUUACUACACUAGCCCCGGCCAAUCCAUGACCCACAUUGUCAACGGCAUGGCAGGAAACAUUGAAAGCCACAGCACAUUGAGCGCCAACCAGAAGAUUCAGAACAUCACCGCGUUACUUGACCAGACACAUUUCGGUUUCAGCAAGAUGACUGUCUUUAACGAGACUGCUGUCAAGUGGGAGUUUAUCCGUGGUGACGAUGGCUCGAUUGGUGAUUAUUUGUGGUUGCUGAAGAAGGAGAGUGACACCACACCUCCUGAUGAUACUUGCGAGUAG